AUGUUGCGUCUCAGUACAAUCGUUCGCGCCUCCGCUCAUCGGAAUGUAGUAAUCAAGUUGGUGCAAAAUUCAAAAGGAGCAAGCACUAAAAUCGACGUGAGAGCUGCUUCAUUUCUGUCGGAUAGCCAACGUCCAAAUCGGUCGUUUCUGAUGAAUCUCUUUGGUGGAAAACUUCAAACGAUCGAACUGUUUCCCUAUCCGGAACCGCUUGACGAAGAGCAGAAGGAUUACGCGAGAGCACUAGUCGAUCCAGUUCACAAGUUUUUUAAGGAAGUGAAUGAUGCAACUCGCAACGACGACACCAGCAACGUAAACAACCAAACGAUCGAUGCUCUAUGGGAUCUUGGACUACUAUCCGUGUACGUACCGCCGGAACUCGGUGGGUUAGGCCUGUGCAAUGUACAAUCGGUACUGAUGGCUGAAAUAAGUGGUAGUUACGAUCUUGCCUUGAGCUUGCUAAUCGGUGCACACAAAAGCAUCGGGACGAAAGGAAUACUUCUGUACGGCAGUGAUCAACAGAAGCAAAAGUACCUUCCGAUGUUAAGCAGUGGGCGUGUAUUCGGUGCAUUCGCCCUAACCGAACCCGGAACCGGUUCCGAUGCAGCUUCGGUGAAAACGGAAGCCGUUCUGAGCCCGUGCGGUAAAUUCUAUACCAUAAACGGAUCGAAGCUGUGGAUAUCGGGCGGUGGAUUGGCGGAUAUUUUCACCACCUUCGCGCAGGUCGAAGUAACCGAUGAACGAACUGGUGAAAAACGUAACCAAAUGACCGCCUUUAUUGUGGAGCGUAGCUUUGGCGGCGUCAGUACGGGCCCUCCCGAAGACAAGAUGGGGUUGAAGUGUUCCGUCACGAAUGAGCUAUUUCUCGACGAUGUACGAGUGCCCGUAGGGAACGUGUUGGGCGAGUUGGGCGGUGGGUUUAAGAUUGCGGUAAACAUACUUAACUCGGGACGUUACGGAUUGGGCGCGAUGCUCUCGGGGACGAUGAAAGCUUGCAUUGAGAAGGCAGCUAACCAUGUAAGCGACAGGGUACAGUUUAAGCGGAAGUUGAUUGAGUUUGAAAACGUGCAGGAAAAGCUGGCGAUGAUGGCGACCCAUCAUUAUGUGGCGCAAAGUCUUACGUACAUGGUGUCUGGGAACAUGGAUAAAGGUUCGGUAGACUUUCAUCUGGAGGCGGCUGUUAGCAAGGUGUUCUGUACCGAGGCGGCUUGGUAUGUGUGUGACGAAGCGAUCCAGCUGUUGGGUGGCAAUGGGUUCAUGAAAUCGAGUGGCCUGGAACGGUUUCUGCGAGAUAUCCGUGUGUUUAGGAUUUUUGAAGGAGCGAACGAUGUUUUGCGGAUGUUUAUCGCUUUGACGGGCAUUCAAAAGGCGGGAAAAGAUCUCCGAGAACUUCAAAAGGCGCUAAAAAAUCCGCUGGGAAAUUUGGGUGUGGUCUUUGCGGAAGGAACGAGGCGAGCAGGACGUAGCGUUGGAUUUGGCGGAACGGAUCUGCGCCCCUUCGUGGCUAGUGAACUUCAAAAUGCAGCCAAACAGUGUGCUGAGAGCACUGACGUAUUUAGCAACACUGUCGAAUCUCUUCUCCGAAUCCAUGGCAAGGGCAUUGCCGAGCGACAGUUCCAACUCGCACGGGUUGCUGACUGUGCAAUCGAUAUCUACUCAAUGGCUACCGUGCUGUCCAGGGCAACACGCGCAGUGAAGGCAAAUCUUCCAUCAGCCGAGCAGGAACUGCUGAUGGCACAAAUUUGGUGCAAGGAGGCAAGUGACCGUGUCCACCGCAACAUAAAUCGAAUCCAGUCGGCCGCAUUUCAAGAGAACUAUCAACGAAUGGCGAUCGUAGCUAAACACAUUUCCGCCCAACGAGGAAUAGCGUUCACAAAUCCAAUGGAAAUAGAUUAA
Anopheles marshallii is the source of this 1893-nucleotide messenger RNA. Its product is annotated as very long-chain specific acyl-CoA dehydrogenase, mitochondrial-like. Lineage: Eukaryota; Metazoa; Arthropoda; Insecta; Diptera; Culicidae. Bases 1 to 1893 code for a protein of 630 amino acids. Gene Ontology annotation, molecular function: flavin adenine dinucleotide binding; very-long-chain fatty acyl-CoA dehydrogenase activity; fatty-acyl-CoA binding. The transcript is spliced from 3 exons. The record is from RefSeq and is a predicted model, not a curated record.